Messenger RNA from Tetrahymena thermophila SB210, 1893 nucleotides. RefSeq names its product kinase domain protein. Gene Ontology annotation, molecular function: ATP binding; protein kinase activity. Lineage: Eukaryota; Ciliophora; Oligohymenophorea; Hymenostomatida; Tetrahymenidae. The record is from RefSeq and is a predicted model, not a curated record. Gene Ontology annotation, biological process: protein phosphorylation. The transcript has 14 exons.
AUGCAAUAAUAACAAGACAUUGAGCUUAAAUAUUAGGCACCUGAAGAAAUAUUUUAAGAAAUUUUUAAGGGUUACUAAAAUCAAUAUAAAAAGAAUAUGAUAUUUGAUUCAGAUGAACUAACAAUUAUUUACAAUGAACUUCAAAAGAAGAAGAUAUACUUAACAUCCUACAUUUCGGAAGGUGGUUUUGGAUGUGUUUUUGAGGCUAAGUACAAUAAAGAAAUAGUAGCUGUCAAAUGUAGCAAAGCUGAUUUUGAAAAAAUCAAAGAAGAAGAAAAAAUACUGAAAUUGUUAAAGAAUACUCCUUACGUCUUUAAAACUAUCGAAGGGUUUUUCAAUGAAAAAAAAUCAAGAUACUAUUAGAUUUCUAAAAGAUAUUCAUGUACUCUUUAAAACAUAAUGUUUAGGUACUUUUAUGAAAGAAAAACACUACCACUCAACUAAAUAGUUGGUUUUGCUAUUCAGAUGUCAACAGUCUUUGAAGCAAUUUAAUAAAAUAAUUUGAUUCACUCUGAUAUUAAACCAGACAAUAUCCUUUACGAUAGCUAAGAAAAAUGUUUUAAUCUAUGUGAUUUCGGAGAGUCUAAAUCAUUUAAAGAUGGAUCAAAAACUUAUGAUCUCAAAGGAUUUACAAGAAAGUAUGCAGCUCCUGAAUCAAUUGAUCCAAACGGUUUAUUCAAUAUCAAAUUUGAUAUUUAUGGCUUAGGAAUUAUUCUUCUUGAAUUAACCCUUGGAAAGUUUCUUGAAGAUGAAGAUUGUACUUUUAUCAGAAGUGGAAAACUACUUAACUAUUCAAGCAAAGACCCUUUAUAUUUAGAUAUUAACUAAAUUAUAACUAAAAUGCUUGAAAAAAUGCCCUAGAAUAGAAUCGAUUCUUUUGAACUAACUAAACAAUUAAAUAACUUAAGACUAAAACUAGAAAGUUAGUUCACUGGGUCUAAUUUGAUGAUUUCAAAAUUCAAACAAUCAUCUCUUUAGAUUAACUACACAUGGGAAUACAAUUUAGUCAGAUUUGAUGUGUACAUAUUUCAUGGCUACCAUAAACUCUCUGAAAUCUAGGAGUGUAUAGCAAAAAGAUUAGUUCAUAUGUUACGUCUUACUUUCAGUUAAAAUCACCUUGGUGCAGAUGAAGCUAAGAACAUUGGAAUGAGCUUGGAGAAGUGCCAAAAUAUGACAUCUUUGUAUCUCAAUCUAUAUGUUAGUGGCGUUGGUGCAGAUGGAGCUAAGAACAUUGGAAUGAGCUUAGAGAAGUGCCAAAAUAUAACAUCUUUGGAUCUCAAUCUAGGUGGUAAUCAACUUGGUGCAGAUGGAGCUAAGAACAUUGGAAUGAGCUUGGUGAAGUGCCAAAAUAUAACAUCUUUGAAUCUCGAUCUAAAUUGGAAUAAUCUUGGUGCAGAUGAAGCUAAGAACAUUGGAAUGAGCUUGGAGAAGUGCCAAAAUAUAACAUCUUUGAAUCUCAAUCUAGCAUAUAACUAUAAUAAAUUUGGUGCAAAUGGAGCUAAGAACAUUGGAAUGAGCUUGGAGAAGUGCCAAAAUAUAACAUAUUUGGAUCUCAAUCUAAGGGAUAAUAACCUUGGUGCAGAUGGAGCUAAGAACAUUGGAAUGAGCUUGGUGAAGUGCCAAAAUAUAACAUCUUUGAAUCUCAAUUUAGGGAAAAAUGAGCUUGAUGCAUAUGGAGCUAAGAACAUUGGAAUGAGCUUGGUGAAGUGCAAAAAUAUAACAUCUUUGACACUCAGAAUAAUAAAUAAUGACUUUGGUGUAGAUGUAGCUAAGAAUAUAAAAAUGAGCUUGGAGAAGUGCCAUAAUAUAACAUCUUUGAAUCUGUUUAUUUAUAUAUUUUAUAGAUUUGAAGAUUAUUUCGAAAACAAAUUCAAAAUUAAAAUGGACAAUUGA